AGCAACUAGGGGUUAAGUGUCCUGCUCAGGGACACAUUGGUGGACGUGUCACUGUGGGGAAUUGAACCCCAGUUAAUCGGUUCACUGCUUCAACUCCAGUUUAACUCAUGAUUCUUCUUUGAAUGUUUCAGACAGAAAUUUCAGCCGUGCUGGAGUCCUUGAAAAAAAAGUUCAGAACACUGAACAAAACAAAGAAGCACUGAGAGGAAACAAAAAACUAUAUCCAGACCCAAGCUCAUGAAAAUGAGAAAGAGAUUAAAGAGGAGUUUGAGAAGCUACACCGGUUUCUAUGGGAGGAGGAAAACGCAAGACUGAUGGUGCUCAAACAGGAAGAGGUCAUUAAGACCCAGGUGAUGUGUGAGAAGCUGCAAAACAUCGAGGACCAGAUCAAAAUGCUCUCGUCCACCAUCAGUGAUACUGAGAAAGCCCUCAGGGCAAACGAUUUACAAUUUCUACAGGACUACAAGCAGACAAAGAAAAUGGUCAAAUGCAACGUCCGACAGCCAGAGUUAAUCCGAGAUAUCCUGAUUAACUCUGCAAAGCAUCUGAGAAUGCUGAAGUUUGGAAUUUGGAGGAAGAUGGCGAACAUCGUCACAUAUGUUCCCAUCACUUUCGAUCCAAACACGGCCCAGUCCAACUUAAACUUCUCAGAAGAGUUGACCUGCGUACAAUACAGCAAUAAGCAGCUCCUACCUGACAACCCUGAACGCUGCACCAACUGUCUGUGUGUGCUGGGAGCGACCGGCUUUACAUCUGGAAAGCACAGCUGGACCGUAGAUGUGGGCCAAGGCAAAAACUGGUACAUCGGAGUGGCCCAGGAGUCCAUCAAAAGGAAGACGGUCGUCUUCCUCAAACCGACUGAGGGUUUCUGGGUGAUCGGCCUGUGCAAUGGAGACUCGUUCUGGGCUAAGACCACACCUCCCACCAAGCUCACGUUGAAGCAGAAGCCUGACAGGAUUACCGUAGAGCUCGAUUAUGACAAAGGAAAGGUGGUCUUCAUCAACACUGCUGAUAUGACAACAAUAUACACAUUCAAAGACAGAUUUACAGAGAGGAUUUUCCCAUACUUCUCCCCUGGAUUGAACAAAGAUGGGGAAAACUCCAGCCCGCUGACAAUCAGUCCUCAGACUAUAACAGUGGAUGUAGAGUAAACUCACCAACAGUAAACACAAGACUCAGAGUGAGUGUGUGUUAAAGCUACCAUAACUGACAAAAAUAAGUGAAUUGUUAAAUAUAGUAGUUAAAAUAAUGAAUCCAUGCAGCACUCAUGAAAUUCAGUAGCAAAUUGUAUGAUAGUGUACAGUGUAUCCAAUGAACAUUAAGAAAGGCAACAUAUAGUAUAUUCAGUUAAAGUAGACUGUUAGCAUUGUGAAACAUCUGAAUUGUUUAUUCGUGUUCAGAACUGAAAUGUAUGGAGUUGUUCUGGUAUCAUUAAUUGUCCUCUUUGUUUUUUGGUUUCCUCUGUGAUGCCAUAUCUUUCAGUUUAGAGUCCAGUUUCCUCUGCAGAUAGGCUUUCUUAUUAGGGUCCAUGGAUUUGUCUUUCUUCCCACUCCCGGCAUAAAGAACGCCUUCUUUGCUUAUUCUCAUCCGAGCAUGAGACUUGGCUUUGUCUCCACAGCCAUGAACCUAAAAAGAGUUAAAAGCAUGCAUUUUCAAGUAAUCAAAUCAGGUAUGUCAAGGUCACAUAGUCUAAACAUCAACCAAAACAAGUACUAUUUGCAAGCGGUAUCCUCCUGUCUUACCUCUGGUAUAUGAUGACUGAGACAAUACUGUCUGUUGCAGAACGGGCAAAGCUGUCCAAGUGUUAGCACUGAAGCUUUACACUUCACAAAACUGCACACACUCUCAGCUUUCCUGACAGCGUUGAUAAGUGUGUCAAAGUCAUCAUCUGGAGCGGCGGCAGCAGCGAUGUCGCAGGCGCCUGCCUUCGUUCGGUUCUUUCCUAGGAGACAAACGGCACAUUUGAAUUACUGCAAACACAUCAGAGCACACAAGUUUUUAAAAAACAAAAAAACACUCGGAUGUUUUUACUACAAACCUUUAACUGACUUGGGCUUCUUCGAUGACUGGGCCGGAGCUGGUGGGAUGUUCUGUUGCUUUUUUUGUUGAGCAUUUUCUUCCCUUUUCUGCUGCUCCCUCUUCAUUCGCUCCAAAUGUAAACUUUUCAGGUCUAAUGGUGGUUGACACAGUGUCUGUCUUUGGGGAUUGGGAACAGUUUCCUCUUCUUCUUCUUCCUCCUCCUCCUCUUCCUUCUCCUUUUCUGUUGGCUGUUCAGCUGGUGUUGACACCAGGGGCCUGGAGACAGUGAUACACCUGUCUUUACCCUCGCCUUUACUCUCAUGAACGAGGCCCAGCUCCUCAGCGACCUGGUGGACCAGCAGGCGGUCAUGAGAGUUAAACGAUGAUGGAAACUCUAGUUCACUCCGAUUUAAGUCUUUUAGAAAGCUCUCCACCUGCUCUCUGAUCUCAGCGUAUCUGUUCUUCUUCUGCUCUUCUUCUGUCAGUGCUGUUAUGCUGGACUUUGCAUACUUAGUAUUAGCAGUAUUUUCAUUACUGCUGCUACCAGUGGACUUCCUCUGUUCUUGCUUCGCCUUGCUGGGAGGCUGAUCUUUCACCUUCUGUUUGUUGGCUGUGGAGCUGCUGGCAGACGUAUUAGCCUUGGUGUCUUUGUGGUCGCGGGUGUAGUUCUGUGGCACGAUGUCUUGGAUGUAUUCAAAUGCUGUUCUCACCUCGCCAAACUCAGUUAUAUGAUCGAUCAGGGACUUCAGGAAAGCAUGAUUCUGGACAGUUUGAGUGUCGCACACUACAGUGAUGUGACGUCUCGCUCGUGUAACAGCCACAUUAAUCCUUCGGUCCUCUGCCAGAAAUCCAACUUCCCCUAAAAUAAAAUAAAUAUAUUUAUGCAAAUGAAUGUUACAAACAUUCAUGGUGUGGCAGAUGAGGGCCCAACUACCCACCAAAAAAAACAUUACCUUUUCUGUUGGACCGGACUAAUGACAACACCACAGCCUCUUUCUCUCUGCCCUGAAACCCAUCCACUGACUUUAUCUCCAGCUCUGGGUGCCUCGCAGACAGUUUCUGGCGCAGUAGAUCGACCUUCACAGGGAUAAAAACAUUUAAAAACACAUCACUUGUUUCUAAAUUUCUAGUUUAAUGUUACAUUUUCUAUUUUGGGGAAUUUUAUUUUUUAUUACUGUGAAAGUGUAGAUCUUUUAUUUAUGGAAUAUGGAAAAUAAAGUUUUGCUUUUUGCUGACACAGUACAGAGUAGCAGCUGGGUGUAGUUACUCCAAUCAGUGACUUACUUGUAGAUUGUACGGAGCAAUAACAGCUAUGUCUUUAGCUUUAACCCCAGCUUCAGUCAAGGCCUUUAUGUGCAAUUCAACAAUGUCUACUUCACCUGAAAAUAAAGUAAACAUACUGUUAGU
Micropterus dolomieu (smallmouth bass) is the source of this 3426-nucleotide messenger RNA. RefSeq names its product zinc-binding protein A33-like. The transcript is spliced from 5 exons. NCBI's taxonomy places the organism in Eukaryota, Metazoa, Chordata, Actinopteri, Centrarchiformes, Centrarchidae. Gene Ontology annotation, molecular function: protein binding. The coding region runs from base 315 to 1151 and encodes 278 amino acids. The record is from RefSeq and is a predicted model, not a curated record.